AUGAUCGUCCAGAGUCCCGCCGCCGUCCGCUCGCUGUUCUCCAGCGCUGUGUCCACUCGCGCCCUGCGCAGUCGCUAUCCGAUGCUGAUGAAGCGUACGGUGCGUACGGUGCGUCCAGUGUCUUCGCCGUCGUGGGGCGCGUCGUUGACUGUACCCUACAGCUCCUCCUCGAGCGCGCAGAGCGUAUUUGCCACGAGGUUUCAGGCGCACACGUUUGCAUCGGUCCCCAGUCGUGAUGAGGAGCUACUGAGCAGUGGCAAGAGCAAGAACGAGCAGAUUCAGGCGCUGCUGGAGGAGAAUGCGGCCCUGAAAAAGGAGAUCGAGACACUGAAGACGGAAGCAGCUAAGAAACCCGGCAAGUUCUUGGGCACACUGCAGCAGUACGGUCUCCCGUUUGUCGUGUGGUGGACAUCCCUCUACCUCGCGUCUGGCGUGUCCAUUUACGUGGCCCUGGACACUGGUGUCAUUUCAGGUGCCAGCGUAAUCGACUUUAUCAUGCAAGUGGGUUUGGACAAGUUCAUUGACCCGGAACGACUCGACCCGACGUACGGGAACAUUGCCAUUGCAGUGAUUGUGAACGAGUGCCUUGAGGUCGUUCGCUUUCCGAUUACGCUGGCAACGCUGCCCUACGUGAAGCGCGUCUUUUCCCGCAAGAAAGAUGAAGAAGUCAAGUAA
Messenger RNA from Hyaloperonospora brassicae, 675 nucleotides. NCBI's taxonomy places the organism in Eukaryota, Oomycota, Peronosporomycetes, Peronosporales, Peronosporaceae. The record is from the annotation of a GenBank genome assembly.